This is a messenger RNA of Schizophyllum commune H4-8, 2052 nucleotides long. Its product is annotated as Vps5-domain-containing protein. The record is from RefSeq and is a predicted model, not a curated record. NCBI's taxonomy places the organism in Eukaryota, Fungi, Basidiomycota, Agaricomycetes, Agaricales, Schizophyllaceae. The transcript has 7 exons. Gene Ontology annotation, biological process: protein retention in Golgi apparatus; retrograde transport, endosome to Golgi. The coding region runs from base 1 to 2052 and encodes 683 amino acids. Gene Ontology annotation, cellular component: endosome. Gene Ontology annotation, molecular function: phosphatidylinositol binding.
AUGGACGGCUUCGACGACCUAUUGACGCACUCCCGCGCCGAGCUUGACCACAACCCGUUCUCGGAUCCCUUCCAACGCGCCGACUCCCCAGAUCCCUGGUCAUCUCCCUUCGGAGGUACAGGCCAACAAGACGAACCCAACGCAUUUCACGAUGACAGCCACGCGUUCAAGGACGAUGACCACCACGCGUACCAAGACGAUCACCACGGUCAUGAAGACGGCCAGAACGCGUACGCCGAUGACGGCAGCCUCAAGUCACCAACGCGAAGCGAGGAGCCUGCCACGCCAGCAAGCGAGGCGCCUCCGACGCCCGCGACUACAACACCGGCAGACCCCCUCGAUUCGGCCGCGUUGACAGCCGACUCGGAUGAAGAGGACAACACGCGCUUCCCGCGCAAACCGGGCUUCAGGCAAGCUUCGCCGCCCCGCGAGCCAUCCCCAAAGCCAGAGGCAGAGACCAAGGCAAACGCGGACGCGGAGCAAGAGACACCAGCCCCCACACCCGCCACGUUCUCCGAGACCGCGACCAUCCGGCCCUCCGAGCCCGAGGAGUACGCUCCGCCGCCACCUUCUCAUUCCCCUACCACGUCGACUCCGGCCCGCUCCCCCUCUCCCCCAUCCACCGCUGCUGCUGCCCCGCGCCCCGCCCACGCCAAGGUGCCCUCGCGCACGUCGGCGGACUGGGGCCCGCUCAGCCGUCCGCUGCAGCCCGCGGCGUAUGACGCGCUCGCGAUCGGCGGCGAGUCCGCGGGUGGAUGGCAACAGCAUCAGGACACGGCGGCAGCAUGGGGUAGCGCGAGCGCGCCGGCGGUACCCGCGCCUGCACCGCCGACUGCGCAAGAGGAGGAUGACAGCGAUGACGACAAGCCGAUUGGGCAGAGGUUGGCGCAGAGUCAAACACUGCAGGUGCGUAGCUCCCCUACGCGGAAGGACAAGGACGGGCCGUCCGCGACAUUCAUCAUCUCCGUCGAUGACCCGCAGAAAGUUGGCGACCCCAUCCGGCCGUAUAUCAUGUACACUGUACACACGCAGACCUCCUCCAAAGAAUUCCGCAAGCCCUCCUUCUCCGUCCUCCGCCGCUACUCCGACUUCCUCUGGCUCUACGAGACCCUCUCGCUCAACAACCCCGGCGUCGUCGUCCCGCCCGUCCCCGGCAAGAACCCCUUCGGCCGCUUCGACGACCAGUUCGUCAAGCAGCGGCGCCUCGGGCUGGAGAAGUGCAUCCAGAAGAUCGCGAAUCAUCCGGUGUUGGGGAAGGAUGCGGAUCUGAGGCUCUUUUUGGAGAGCGAUACGUUUUCGUUGGAUAUUAAGCAUAGGAAAUCGGAGAUCGCGCAUGAGAGGGGCGGCAUGUUGGGCUCGCUAGGGCAGGUAUUGACGGGUCCGCGGUUUCAUGAGACGGAUGAGUGGUUCGACCGCAAGAAGGUCUACAUGGAUGGGCUGGAGAACCAACUAAGAGGUCUCGUCAAGGCUAUCGAGCUCGUGUCAAAACAACGCUCAGACCUUGCCACUGCCACCGGUGACUUCGCUGCAACCGUCGCCGACUUGUCGUCAUCCGACGUUGGGAAGGGGCUCUCGACCUCUCUGGCAGGGCUUGCGGACAUCGAGCGCAAGGCGCAGGACUUGCAGAACAUACAAGCGGAGCAGGAUAUCAUCACGCUACUUGCUACCGUCGACGAAUAUGCGCGCCUGAUUAACUCUGUCCGGAUGGCCUUCACGGGCCGGAUACGCACGUACCACGCCUGGAAGCAGGCCGACGCCGACCUCGCGCGCCAGCGCUCUACGCACGACCGCAACCGCGCGCAGGGCAAGAUCCCCAACGACCGCAUGGGCUACGCGAUGACGCAGCUCGCGGAGGCCGAGCGCCGCGCGCUCGAGGCGAAGCGCGAGUUCGAGCACGUCUCGCGUCUGGCGAAGGAGGAGGUCGCGCGAUUUGAGAAGGAGCGGAUCGAGGACUUCAAGGCGGCGCUGCAGGCGUUUCUGGAGGGGAUGAUAGGGAGGCAGAAGGAGGUGAGUGGGUGGUGGUUGCGGUGGUGCUUUGGAACGACUCGAUGA